UAUGUCGUGGCAACAGUGGUUCUUCAAGUAUUUCUAGUAAAGGAUUCUGCUUACAUUCCUAACUUCGUCCUACCUAGAUGUUACCGCUAGACGACUUGUUAUAUUUCAACUCCGUCAUAUAUUUGGUUUUAAUUCCUCCAUCGUCCCUCCGAAUCUUUACUUGUCGAUUGAACCCACGAAAAUGGAGUCUGAAUGUAUUCUCACACCGGGCGAGAUAGAUUUUUACGCUGCGAGUAUACAACCGUCAGAUUUUGAAACUAUCGGAACAUCGAGCUGGUUUGAGGCGCAUGAGAGACUGCAAAGGUUAUAUCAACAGGCUACUUUAGAGGCGUCAAAAAACAUUGAAGAACAUGUUAAGGAAGCCAUCAUUUCCAACUUGAAAUUGCAGAUACUGGUCUACGAGGCAGUCUUCAUCUCUGUGUGGAAACAACGAAUCCUCCCUCGGAUUUUGAAACAAAACCCGAACACGGAAAAUACAUUCCCCAUUUAUAUUAUAUUCUAUCACGAGGCAGUAGUGGUCGGUCUCCUUCAGACAGUCUUAUACCAUUCUGAGGGUUGUGAAUAUUUACAAGAUAGCGCUGUGGAACUUGUCGAUUAUUGUAUUUUGGUGCUUACAAGAAUAGCAAUAAGUUCCAGAGAUGCAAAAGAGUUGAAAAAGGACAAGCUGAAAGCUUCAACUUUGGAAGAGCUGAGAGCUCAGGAGGAAACCCUCUUGUUCGGCAUCGGAGCAAGUUGUUUGGGCAUCAUUCGAUACUUGGUGGAGAACCUGGAUUGCGUGCCCGUGACGGUAGCCACGCGUUUGUACUCGGACAACGACGUUCCUCUCUUGGUUUGUCAGCUAAUCGAUCAAGAAUCUUGGACGAGAAGAAAUGCCAAAGGAGAUACCUACAAGUAUACAGACAGCGAAUGGAAGAAGAUAACGGAUGUGCAAGAAAUGACAAAAACCGAGGCACAACUCUGGCUCGCAAUGCAUCAACUUUUACUGAAUAAGCACAUCAUUCAUCACUACGAACUAACAGAAAGCCGUAAAAACAGACUCGGGAGAUUGAAUAGAUUCCUCCACGAACUGCUAUUGGACCAACUUCCGCCUCUGAUUGACUUAAAACGAUGGUUGAGCCAGUUGGCGGUAGCUCAGGUGCCGACGAUGAGCUCGAAGAGGCCGUUCAUCGUGGAGUUGUCGACGGAAUUUCGAAGUGGACUGGAGACGAGCUGUGCGGGACGAUGGGACGAUAUUGCCGAGGAACACGCGCGGCGCUUGCUCCAGCUUUCGCGGGCCGAAACGGUCAAACUGGCCAACAGCCUCAGCAACGCCUUCGAGUCGCUCGCCGACGUCUGCGACGCAGGACCCAAGUGUGCCAAUUGCGGCGAUCGCGCCUCGCAGAAAUGUUCCCGCUGCAAGAACGAAUGGUAUUGCGGAAGGCCAUGCCAGGUGAAACAAUGGAAAAAUCAUAAAGAACAUUGCAAUACUGUCAGUGGUGUCAAAGAAUGCGAAAGUUCAUCGUGAGCAGUCGGAUCACAGCCGUGAAAAUGAUCCUAGAUUAUUAAAACACAAUAAAAUAUGUAAACCUUGACCAUUUGUAAACUUCAGACGUGAAAUCUAUCAUGUACGAAUGAUGUAAAUAAAAAUGUUAAAAUUUUACUC
This is a messenger RNA of Bemisia tabaci, 1642 nucleotides long. Its product is annotated as zinc finger MYND-type containing 10. The record is from RefSeq and is a predicted model, not a curated record. Gene Ontology annotation, biological process: inner dynein arm assembly; outer dynein arm assembly; motile cilium assembly. Gene Ontology annotation, cellular component: centriolar satellite; cytoplasm. NCBI's taxonomy places the organism in Eukaryota, Metazoa, Arthropoda, Insecta, Hemiptera, Aleyrodidae.